This is a messenger RNA of Kwoniella botswanensis, 3657 nucleotides long. RefSeq lists its product as uncharacterized. NCBI's taxonomy places the organism in Eukaryota, Fungi, Basidiomycota, Tremellomycetes, Tremellales, Cryptococcaceae. Gene Ontology annotation, molecular function: ATP hydrolysis activity; protein binding; double-stranded DNA binding. The transcript has 21 exons. Gene Ontology annotation, cellular component: mitotic cohesin complex; chromosome. Gene Ontology annotation, biological process: mitotic sister chromatid cohesion. The record is from RefSeq and is a predicted model, not a curated record. The coding region runs from base 1 to 3657 and encodes 1218 amino acids.
AUGUGGAGGCCCGGAAUAGCACGUCCCAAUAUGUACAUCAAAACCAUAACGAUUCAGGGCUUCAAGUCCUAUCGAGAUCAAGUGGCUGUUGAUCCAUUCUCACCAGCACACAAUGUAGUGGUAGGACGAAAUGGAAGUGGAAAGUCGAAUUUCUUCUCAGCCAUCCGAUUCGUACUUUCCGAUCAGUAUACCAAGAUGAACAGGGAGGAAAGACAGCGCCUGCUGCAUGAAGGAACAUCUACCACUACUACUCUUUCAGCUUAUGUCGAGAUCGUCUUUGAUAACUCUGAUGGACGUUUCCCAACUGGUCGAUCAGAACUAGUUCUCCGACGAACGAUCGGUCUGAAGAAAGAUGAAUAUUCCUUGGACCGAAAGAGUGCAAGUAGGUCAGAGGUGGAUCAAUUACUGGAAGCUGCAGGGUUUUCCAAAUCGAAUCCCUACUAUAUCGUACCUCAAGGAAGAAUCACUCAUUUAACCAACAUGACGGAUAAAGAGCGAUUGAGAUUAUUGAAAGAUGUAGCGGGAACAGAAGUGUAUGAGCAGAAGAGAGCAGAAUCGACGAGAUUGAUGGAAGAGACGGAUACGAAAAGGGAUAAGAUUGCGGAGAUCUUAGUGACGAUCGAAGAUAGGUUGAAUGAGUUGGAUGAGGAAAAGCAAGAUCUGAAGGAUUAUCAGGAGAAAGAUAGGGAGAGAAGAUGUUUGGAAUAUGCCUUACAUCAGAGAGAUUUGGAGGAUGUUACGGUUGCUCUUGAUAAGGUCGAAGAGGAAAGAAGGGAAGAUAUUCAUAAUUCCAAUACUAAGAGGAAAGAGUUCAACGAGAAGGAGGAACAAGUUCAAAAAUACGAAGAAUCUCUCACAACUGCUAAACAUGCCUUAUCUACCACUCAACUUGCUCUCAGGCAGUACGAAGCGGAAAUGGCCGAUCUCGUCCGGGCUCGAACGGAGAUCGAGUGUGUCAUUGCUGAUUUCACUACAGCUGGAGAAGCGGGAGAGCAAAGAAGAGCUGAAGUCGCAGAAGAAUUGCGAUCUUUGGAAGAGAGGAUCGAAGAAGCGAGCGAAAGAUUGGAUGAACUCAUUGCAGAUGCUGAGAGAAGGAUAGCCGAGGAAAGACAAGCGAGGGAAACUCUUGAAACUACCCAAUCUAAACUUGCAGUUCUUUUCGCCAAGCAAGGUCGAGCUCAACAAUUCGCCACUAAAGCAGCUAGAGACCGAUACUUGCAAGGUGAAAUUCAGUCGCUCAGAGAUUAUGAGACCGACCAGCAAAGACGAGUAGAUUCCUUGAGAACCGAUGUGGAAAAUGCGAAAGAUCAACUCACAGAGGUCAUGGCUCGAUCUCGAGAACGAGGUAGACAAGAAGUUGAGAGAAGAGAAAAUUUGAGGAAGAUGGCUGAAGAAGUCACUACGCUGAGAGGUGAUUUGGACGGCAUGCAGGAAAGACGAAAGGAGUUAUGGCGAGAAGACGGCAAGCUUGGUCAAACUGUAUCUAACGCUAAGAGUGAGAUGGAUUCGGCUGAAAGGUCCAUUUUGGGGAUGAUGGAUAAGGACACAAGCAACGGGCUUCGAGCUGUCCGAACGAUUGCCAAGCGAUUGAAUUUUGAUGGUGUUUAUGGACCUCUAUAUGAACUUUUUGAGGUUUCAGAUAAAUACAAGACGGCGGUCGAAGUAACAGCGGGAAACAGUUUGUUUCAUGUCGUCGUUGAUAACGACGAUACCGUAACCAAACUGCUUGAAGUGAUGAACCGCGAGAAAAGUGGACGAGUCACCUUCAUGCCGCUCAACCGAUUGAAAAGCCAACAGGUAAUCUAUCCCAAGGCGAACGACGCUUUACCGAUGAUCCAGAAAAUUCAAUUCGAUAGACAGUAUAUCAUGGCAUUUGAGCAGGUAUUCGGUCGAACUAUCAUCUGCGAGGAUCUCCAAACAGCUGCUCAAUACACCCGAAGUCACAAUCUCAACGCGGUGACUAUCGAAGGUGAUCGAGUCGAUCGAAAAGGUGCUUUGACCGGUGGUUAUCACGAUGUCAGAAGAUCACGUCUAGAUGCAGUCAAAGCAGCUAAGAAAUGGCGAACUACCUACGAAACUGAUUCCGAACGACAUCGAGAAGUGAAAGAAGGUAUUGCCAAGCUUGAGCAGGAUAUCUCCAGAGCGAUGGGUCAAAUCCAGGUGUUAGAAGCUAAACGAAAACAAAGCGUGGAUGGUAGGAAUGUGUUAGCAACGCAACGAGAUUUGACGGCUCGUGAUGAGGAGGGUGCGAAGGAAAGAGUAAACAAAUUGGAACAGGCUUUAGAAGACGCCGAAGGUGAAUUGAGGGAUGCAAGAUCGAAGAGAGCAUCUUAUGAGGAAGAGUUGAGGACACCAAUGAGACAAAGAUUAACGGAUGAAGAGGUUACUCAAUUGGAGGAGUUGACUCAGGACGCCGAGGAACAGAAGAAAGCUUUGUUGGAAGCUACUCAGGCUAGGACUAAGGUCACCGGUGAACGAAAUAGACUCGAGAUCGAGUUGGCCGAGAGCUUACGAAGGAGACGAGAGGAACUCAGAGCGAGACUGGACCAGAUGGAAGGUGAUGCUGGAAGUGGUGUUCUGCAAGCUGGUGAAGUGGAAUUGAGAAAUGCGGAACUGAGAAAUCUCAUAAGAUCAAUCGAAGAUCUUAGUGAACAAGUGACAGAGAGCGAAAAUCGAAUCGAAGAACUUACAUCUGAGAUCGCAAAAUUGACGGAGAACCUUGAUAAAGUCCAGUCGGAGCAACUUGAAAAUACCCGUGCUAUCAUGAGAGUUCAGAAGAAUGCUGAGAGGUAUCUCACCAAGAGACAGACCUUGAUCAACAGAAGGGAGGAAUGUAAUAACAAGAUCAGAGAUUUGGGUGUAUUGCCAGAAGAGGCUUUCUCUAAGUACAUUGAUCAGAGUCCUAACAAGAUCGUCAAACGAUUACAUAAGGUCACCGAAGGAUUGAAGAAAUACGCCCACGUCAACAAGAAAGCCUUUGAGCAAUACAACAAUUUCACGAAACAGCGAGACGAACUUUUAGCUAGAAGAGAAGAAUUGGAUGAAUCUGCUGAAAAGAUAGAAGAACUCAUUGUUACACUUGAUCAACGUAAGGACGAAGCUAUCGAAAGGACUUUCAAGCAGGUCUCAAGGUAUUUCGAAGAAGUUUUUGAGAAAUUGGUUCCUGCUGGUAGAGGGGAGUUGGUCAUGCAGAAGAGGAUCGAAGGGUACAUCGACGAAGAAUCAGAGGAGUCUGGACCUGUUGGUCGAGAGAAGUCUGAGAUUGAUAAUUAUACUGGUGUAUCUAUCAGGGUCUCGUUCAACUCUAAAGCAGAUGAAGGACAACGUAUCCAGCAACUAUCAGGUGGACAAAAAUCGCUCGUCGCUCUCGCAUUGGUCUUUUCCAUCCAGAAAUGUGAUCCUGCGCCGUUCUAUCUUUUCGACGAGAUUGACGCAAACUUAGAUGCUCAAUAUAGGACUGCCGUUGCUAGUAUGAUCCAUGACUUGUCAUCAAAAGCUCAAUUCAUCACUACCACUUUCAAAUCUGAGAUGUUGGCUCAAGCGGAUAAGUUUUACGGUGUGAUAUUCGAUUCGCAGAAAGUCAGUAAUAUAGUGGUGAUCGAUAAGACGAGUGCGAGUGAUUUCGUAGAGACUUCGGCUCAAGUUGGGCAAAUUUAG